AUGAUCAUAGCCUUUUUUCUCCUGAUACAAUGCGUCUAUUGUGUCAUUUGGCCGCCUUUGUCUGUUGAUAAUGAAGUCGCUCUGAGGUCUCAAAGGGAUGUCUCCUACAAUGUCAGCGUUGACCAGUUAGUUGAUGUUGGGGUCCGGCUGUCAACAGUCAUUUUUGAAAGAGACACAUACACUCAACCGUAUUUGAAUCGGGUGGACAACCUUUUAAACGCGUCUGUAGGAAACAUCCUGAUUGACGCCUAUUGGGAUGAGGGAGGAUUUAAUUGGCAAUUAUGUCCUGCUCCCUUUAGUGCUAAUGUUACUCCAAUUGCUGAUGGUAGUACGAUCCUACAACUGGAAUGGGAUAAUAAGCAGUACACCUGUGACAGAAGACUGGAUUUGGCUUCCAUUUUCACGAGAAUUGAUGAACAUAUCAGGGCCUCAGCUAGAUCCGUAUCCUUAAAUUUGAUUACUAUUUAUAUGAGUUUGCAUUCAAUUGGCACCCAAAACCCAACUCCAGUUUCCCAGCCGGGAACCUUAUCAAGACCAUUAGUUAGGAGCAUCGAUCAAGUACAAAUUUUGACCCCUGCUUCGUUACGGGUUGCUCAGCUAUCCAAUAGCACAUAUCAGGGUUUAGAAUUCGAUCCCAAUGGCUACCCAAUUUUAGGAGAGCUCUUGCAGAGUAGAGGGAUCAGAGUGAUACCGAUUAUUCUUGAGAAUAAUAUGUAUGAAGAUACGAGCUAUGAAUUGGAGCGGGACUCUAAUCUCUAUUUCAUACAAAAUUCAACUAUCGACGUUACUCAGACGAACACUGCUGACACCAAGUUGACCGACCUUACGACGAACAUAACAAAUUGGACUAUUGCUGACUCACAAGCCCUUUUGUCUGAGUCAUUCAGACUCGUAAUGGAGACAGAGGAGGAUCCUUUUUCAUUAGAGUCCUACACCAACCAUAUCUCUCAUGGAUAUUCACCCUUUUUGAACCGAAAGUAUAAUGAAUCAGAAAUCAGACAAUUUGCAGUCAACAGACUAUGGAGUUGGAAAAACUCAUACCUCCCUGAAGUUAGUGUUCCCUUACUUGGAGAUCAAGAUGAUUCUAACUCUGCAAACGAGACACUUCAAUGUGCUUCUUUUUCCAAUCUUUCGUGGAUUAUCUCUUCGUGUGACGAGCCACGUCAAGUGGCAUGUAGAAACAGUUCAUACUGGCUACAAUGGACGGUAACAUCGACACUAUCAAAUUAUUAUGGUGCGACUGAAGCAUGUCCUGUUGGGACGUUUUUUGACAUUCCACGUACACCCCUAGACAGUAUGACGCUUCAAAGAGAGAUUCCACUCAACUCAAGUGUUUGGAUUGAUCUUAAUACUCUAGACAGCGGUGGUUGUUGGAUCAGCGGUGGUGCCGAGGCCGAAUGUCCUUACCACAGAGUGACUCUUGUUAGCCUUUACGUUGAGAUCUUAACUCCAUCAUCAGUAGUUUCGAUCGUUCUGAUUGCUAUCGUAGUCCUUCUUCAUUUCGUCCGUAUACCAAUUCAGAAAAAUAGAAAGUACUGGAGAAAACUUCAAGAUAAUAUUAAGGAUAGUGAUGGAAUUCCAUCAUAG
This is a messenger RNA of Komagataella phaffii GS115, 1587 nucleotides long. RefSeq lists its product as hypothetical. NCBI's taxonomy places the organism in Eukaryota, Fungi, Ascomycota, Pichiomycetes, Pichiales, Pichiaceae. The transcript has a single exon. The record is from RefSeq and is a predicted model, not a curated record. The coding region runs from base 1 to 1587 and encodes 528 amino acids.